AUGCCUUUCGGAGGAUUUGCGGGACUGAAAGAACGGAUACUGAAGCCAGGGAAGGAGGAGGUGAAGAAUUCUGUAGGAGACUCACUGGGGAACCUGCAGAAGAAGAUUGAUGGGAGUAACGUGGAUGAGGACCUGGUGGAGCUGACGGAAGACGGGCGGCCGGUGUCCAUGAACAAGCAUGCAGCCCCUCUGCUGGACUGCAGCUGCUGCGGCCUGCCCAAGCGCUACAUCAUCGCCAUGCUCAGCGGCCUUGGCUUCUGCAUCUCCUUCGGCAUCCGCUGCAACCUGGGCGUGGCCAUCGUGGAGAUGGUCAACAACAACACGGUCUACAUCAAUGGCACACCUGUCAUGCAGCCGGCACAGUUUAACUGGGACCCUGAGACGGUGGGCUUGAUCCAUGGAUCCUUUUUCUGGGGCUAUAUUGUCACUCAGAUCCCUGGAGGUUUUAUAUCCAACAAGCUCGCUGCUGACAGGGUGUUUGGGGCAGCCAUCUUCCUUACUUCUGUGCUCAACAUGUUCAUCCCGACCGCUGCAAGGGCACACUAUGGCUGCGUCCUGUUUGUCCGCAUCCUCCAGGGUUUAGUGGAGGGCGUCACGUACCCAGCAUGCCAUGGGAUGUGGGCUAAAUGGGCUCCCCCCUUGGAGAGAAGUCGUCUAGCCACCACCUCAUUCUGUGGGUCCUAUGCAGGAGCGGUGGUGGCCAUGCCCCUGGCGGGAGUGCUGGUGCAGUAUGUGGGGUGGCCCUCCGUCUUCUACAUAUAUGGUGUCUUUGGGAUCAUAUGGUACGUCUUCUGGCUGCUGCUAGCCUACACCAGCCCAGCAAAGCACCCCACCAUUAGUGAGGAGGAGAGGGUCUACAUAGAGACCAGCAUCGGAGAGGGCCAGAACAUGAUCAGUGCCACUGAGAAAUUCAACACUCCUUGGCGCAAGUUCUUCACCUCCAUGCCUGUGUAUGCCAUCAUCGUGGCCAACUUCUGCCGCAGCUGGACCUUCUACCUACUGCUCAUCAGCCAGCCCGCUUACUUCGAGGAGGUCUUCGGCUUACCCAUCAGCAAGGUGGGAUUUCUCUCCGCUGUACCCCACCUGGUGAUGACUAUUGUGGUGCCCAUAGGUGGCCAGCUGGCUGACUACCUCCGCACCCAUAAGAUCCUGUCCACGACAGCCGUCCGUAAGAUCAUGAAUUGUGGAGGGUUUGGGAUGGAGGCCACCCUCCUGCUGGUGGUGGGCUUCUCACACACUCGAGGGAUGGCCAUCUCCUUCCUGGUGUUGGCCGUGGGCUUCAGUGGCUUCGCUAUCUCAGGGUUUAAUGUGAAUCACUUGGACAUCGCCCCUCGCUAUGCCAGUAUCCUCAUGGGCAUCUCAAAUGGCGUGGGAACACUGUCAGGCAUGGUGUGUCCAAUCAUUGUGGGAGCACUGACCAAGAACAAGACCCGUUUAGAGUGGCAGAAUGUGUUUGUCAUCGCGUCCACGGUGCACUACACGGGGGUCGUCUUUUACGCCAUCUUUGCCUCGGGCGAGCAGCAGGAGUGGGCUGACCCAGAGAGCACCAGCGAGGACAAGCGCGGCAUCAUCGGCGAGGACGAGCUCGCCGACGACGAGAGCGAACCCAGCUGCGACAGCUCCUUGGCGGCCGCCGCCAGGCAGAAAUCCUACGGCGCCGUGACAGCGGAUCAGUCCGGACGCAAGCAAGGCUGGAAGAAGAAAAGAGGGGUGACCACACAGGAGGAUGAGGAAGACGAGGAAGGCCAGAACCAUUAUGAGAAUGGGAACUUUCAAGAAAACUACCAAUGACACUGACAGAGGAUAUUCCACUGAAUUAACAAUCACUUAUUCAUAGAUCCAUUCCACCAAGAUGAAUUAUUUACGAAAGGACAAUUUUGCUGCUUUAAUGAAUUGACUCGUUAUAUGUGUGGCUCCAAACACAAUCCUGAUUAAUUUUUGAGGCAUCCUGCAACACUGGGACUGUCCUUCCUGUAAAUUAGCACGCUGAUUCCUGCGACGGACAUGGAGCCUCCUGCAAACAAAGUUACGAAACUUUGUCUACAAUUAGUACAUUGCACAAAGCUUUGUAUU
Messenger RNA from Clupea harengus (Atlantic herring), 2073 nucleotides. It is a transcript of the gene slc17a8, whose product is annotated as solute carrier family 17 member 8. The record is from RefSeq and is a predicted model, not a curated record. Gene Ontology annotation, molecular function: L-glutamate transmembrane transporter activity; neurotransmitter transmembrane transporter activity. Gene Ontology annotation, biological process: synaptic transmission, glutamatergic; neurotransmitter loading into synaptic vesicle; regulation of synapse structure or activity. NCBI's taxonomy places the organism in Eukaryota, Metazoa, Chordata, Actinopteri, Clupeiformes, Clupeidae. Gene Ontology annotation, cellular component: synaptic vesicle membrane; excitatory synapse.